Molecule: messenger RNA, 1587 nt
Organism: Impatiens glandulifera
Lineage: Eukaryota; Viridiplantae; Streptophyta; Magnoliopsida; Ericales; Balsaminaceae
Product: pectinesterase-like
Exons: 2
Coding region: 1-1569 (522 amino acids)
Biological process (GO): cell wall modification
Molecular function (GO): pectinesterase activity; pectinesterase inhibitor activity
Source: RefSeq, a predicted model, not a curated record
AUGACUUAUCUCAACCUAAUUCAAUGUUUUUCUCUAGUUCUUCUCUUUUUAGCCACGUUAAUUGGCGCCACCACGAGCGAUAUUAGCUGGUGGUGCAACCAGACACCGUACCCUAAACAAUGCAUCGACUUCAUGUCUGCCCAUAGGGGUUCCGUGAAUUUGGUACCACAUCGCAAGUCAGAGUUCGUGAAAAUGGCUGCCCGAGUUGCGGCCGACCGAGCCUAUGUUACGAUGGCUCAUAUCCACGGGCUCGGGUCGAAGUGUCGCAACAAGCGUGAAUUGUCUGCAUGGGCUGAUUGUCUAAAGCUUUAUCAAACUAGUGUCAUCCAAAUCAACUCGACCAUCGACCCCACUAUCAAGAAGACACCAACCGACAUCGAGACGUGGCUUAGCGCUGCGUUGACUAAUAUCGUAACUUGUCGAAACGGGUUCGUUGAGCUUGGGGAAACCGGUAAUAUUCUUCCGCUUGCUAGUGACAAUAAUGUGACUAAGCUUGUAAGCAAUACCCUAGCACUAGCUAAUAACUCGACAGGGAAUCAAACCUCCUCUUCGAGUGGUGACGAAUUUCCAACGUGGGUUACGCCUGGAGAUCGAAAGUUGUUGCAAUCAUCUGCUUCUCCGGUUCCAAAUCUCGUGGUGGCGAAAGAUGGUUCGGGUAAUUUUAAUACCAUUAAGGCUGCUUUGGAUGCGGCGGCAACAAGAAACGGGAAUGGGAGGUUUGUUAUAAGGAUAAAACCGGGGGUUUAUGCCGAGAAUGUUGAUAUAGGAUCGAACUUGAAAAAUAUUAUGCUGCUAGGAGAUAGUCUUAGAACAACUAUAAUCACCGGAAGUAGAAGUGUGGACGGGGGUUUCACCACUUUCAACUCUGCCACCGUUGCUGUUGUAGGAACGGGUUUUAUCGCACAAGGCAUAACAUUCCAAAACACAGCAGGCCCGCAAAACCAUCAGGCAGUGGCGUUGCGAUCAGGAGCCGACCUCUCAGUGUUCUAUCGAUGCUCGUUCGAAGGAUAUCAAGACACCCUAUACGUCCACUCGCAAAGGCAAUUCUACAGAGAAUGUUACAUUUACGGCACGGUUGACUUUAUUUUCGGUAAUGCAGCCGUAGUUUUUCAAAACUGCAUGAUCUACGCUCGAAAACCAUUGGCUCAACAAAAGAACACGGUGACAGCUCAAGGCCGAACCGACCCAAACCAGAACACUGGCAUAUCUAUUCACAAUUCUCGAAUCAUGGCCGCGCCCGACCUAGUGCCUGUGGUUGGUUCAUUUCAAACAUUCUUAGGGCGGCCGUGGAAGCAAUAUUCUAGGACUAUAUUAUUGCAAUGUUUUUUGGACAGUUUGGUCGAUCCAGCUGGAUGGUUGGCAUGGGAUGGAAAUUUUGCAUUGAAUACGUUGGAUUAUGGGGAGUAUAAGAAUUUUGGACCGGGUUCUUCAACAAGUAGACGGGUGAAUUGGGCCGGUUAUGAAGUUAUAACAAAUGUUAGUAAGGCUUCACAGUUUACUGUGGCUAAUUUUAUUGCUGGUCAGUCAUGGCUACCUGCUACUAACGUGCCGUUUACUUCAGGCCUCUAAUUUCUCUCUUUGAUUAUU